Messenger RNA from Batrachochytrium dendrobatidis JAM81, 3135 nucleotides. RefSeq lists its product as uncharacterized. The coding region runs from base 1 to 3135 and encodes 1044 amino acids. Gene Ontology annotation, molecular function: guanyl-nucleotide exchange factor activity; protein binding. The transcript has 7 exons. Gene Ontology annotation, biological process: actin cytoskeleton organization. Lineage: Eukaryota; Fungi; Chytridiomycota; Chytridiomycetes; Rhizophydiales. The record is from RefSeq and is a predicted model, not a curated record.
AUGGUUCACCAUCCAACACCAUCCCACUCGCGUACAGAUUUGUCACCAGCAGCUAUCAUACACAUGUACUAUAACUUGGCAACCACUGAUUGCAUCAAUUUGCUUGCUCAAAAUGAACAAUAUUUAAGAACCUCGUCAAAUAGCUUUCACUACCAAACGCUCCAGCAACUUGGUUUGAACAUUGCAGAUUUGCUAUCAGCAGUCAAGGAGCAUAUCGAUCAAGCCUUGCAAGCAUUACCAAGUCUAACUGACAGUCAUUCAAGCUGGAAAGUAUGCAUGGAACAGGUUAGGCAGCACCAUCAAGAACUAGUUCAACUAAUACGCUCAAUUCCCAACAAUCCACCUUUAAUCAAUCAUGAUAAAUCGUCACUGCCUAAAAAACAAUCUAGGGUUGAUGUGGAAUCUGUUGAAAUAUACCAACAUAUUAAUUCGGUACUGCAGAUGCUUAUAACCAACAUAUCUCAGUUUCAAAUUCUGUGCAGCAGUGAUAUCUCCAGCCAUGGGCUUGAUACCAUGUCUGCAUAUAUAGCUAACGAGUCGUGUAAUGCUGAAUCAGAACCCUAUUCAAACGAUCCUGUUGCAAUCAUACCUCAAUACAGCUGUAAUGAAAGCCUAAAUCAUGCCAUGAUGUCAGGCAUGUCCAGCAUUCAGUCUUAUGGCGUGAUAGGACCAGGAAACUCAAACUAUAUGCAGGCCAAUAAUCUGGAAAGCUUAUCCCAAUUGGAUAAUCAUACCAGUCUAACUGCACAGCAAUACUUGUCAGAAAUCAUUACACCCGACUUAUUACAAAGUAUCAAUCAAAUGCAUACUUCUCCAGAAUCUACUUUGCCUGGUAUGAACGACUCUAGUGAAAACGUAAUAUCAUGCAUCAACUCUGCACUUUAUUGUUUGCAAUCUAUUAUUGAGCUUUCUUCUCAACCAUUUGAUGCAUCUCAAAGAAAAGAUUUAUACGAUCUUGCCUACAACGCAAUGCUGCACAUUACCAAACUGCUUUCCCAUUAUCACAUAGAAUCAAGUUUUUCUGCAGAAACAACACAGCGUAUUUCACAGGACUUGCAAGUGGCCAAAAUAGAGGUGCAGGAAAAAUCAGCAUUGAUGCAGCGGAUCUACAACCAAAAUGUCAAACUACGUGAUCGAUGUUCAGAAGUUUUAGAAAAGUCUAAACAUCAUAAGAGCAAGGGAAAGGAACUACUUGUAGCCACUAAGCAUGCUACCGAAUAUGCCAACGAUGUCAAUGCUAGAUACAAACAGCUCGAUAUUACGAUUAAAAAAACGAACGAUGCCAAUUCAGCUUUAAAAAUCGAAAAUGAGCAAUUCAAAAAAGAAGCUGCAAUUGCCAAUCAAAAAAUUCAGGAAUUGAUGAAUGAAAAAGUUGCAGCAGAACAAGCUUCUCGUGAACUUUCAAAUGAAAAGGCUGCUACAAAGCAGAAACUUGAGCAACUUACACAUGAAAAAGCUACUCUUGAUUUACAAACUCGGGAACUGCAAGAAAAAAUCGCUUUUUUACACAAGGAAAUGGAUAAAGCUCAAAAAUCGUUUGAUUGUGAUUUGGUAUCGUGUAUAUCGAAAAUGGAGCAGAAAUGCAAGAAUCUAGAUUCAAAUAUUCAAACACUCCAAAAGGAAAAUGUAGCGGCCAAUGCAAAAAUAGCAGCACUUUUGAAACCUCAGUGUGAUUGUGUGUUGAAGCAUGAACCCAUUGGUUUAUUUGACAAUACUUUAUUGUCUGCCUCUUUUACCCAAGCUACAGAUUCACAAAAAAAGAUGCAAUCAUUCAAACCUGGUCGUCCGCUUCCUACGAUUCCGUACUCCACAACCACUUCAGACUCGAUCAACAAAUUAGAUUUAUCUAGGUCAGACAAACUUUCCAUUCAGCUAGCAAGCCAAAACAACCAAACUGGCCAAUUUUUUAAAAAUUGCAAUAUCUUCAACUAUCGAGAUCUUCCAUGGGACAGUAUUGAGAAUGCGCUGAGUGCACAUAAAGUAUAUUGCAGUUUGUUGAGUCGCCCCAUUCAAAUUUAUUCCGUGUACCCGGCCAUUUUGCGUAGAUUUAAAAAUAGACAUAUUACUGCUACAAUUAUCCAAUCACACUGGCGAGGAUACAAAAACCGUAAACAGUUCUAUAAACAUAGAAACAGACUUUUUGUUUGUGGAGAGCUUGUUGAAAAUGAGGCAUCAUACCUACAACAUCUUUUUAUUUUGAUCAAAUCUGCGCUUCCAAUUAAAGAAAUUCUAAAAUCGGGUCAAAAAGGAGCACUAUCCAGAACUAGAUUUUGCAGUAUCUUGCAUUCCAUUGAAGCAAUCGCCAAUGUAACAGCCACAAUAUUGUAUAAAAUACUCAAACGACUGGAUGUUUGGCAUGUCAAUCAGACAGUCGGAGAUGUGCCCCAUUUGAUGUCAUACAAAGCGUAUAUUGAGCAGUACUCUGAGGUUUUAAAAUACUAUGGGCUGCUUGGUAAUGGAUCUGAGCUUAUUAAAAACACGUCAACUCAUCACCCUGAUAGGCACCUUAUACAGAAAGCAUGUGAUCAACUCCAUCAACUAGUGUUGCAGAUUGAUGGGAACAGUAUAGAAAAUAUGGAAUUCAUUUUGUCCGAUUUUCCACAGUCACUUGAGCAAAACAAGCGAUCUCUACUCUAUUCAAUUUCACUUGAUGAAAACACUCAGACUAUUGAAAAAGUAGCCAACGAAUUUAGGAUGGUAAAUCGAGUGCUGUUGGUUUACUCUGAUCUGAUUAUUGGAGCAGAUGUAAUGCCAUCAAAAAACUCAACCCUCAAACAACUUCGAUUUCAAUGGGGAUUAGCGUUGAGCGAUGUAACUGCAAUUGAAUAUAAUCCAGCAGUUUUGAAUGAUAAAAAGCAUAACUUGGGUGCUAUGUGCAUAUCAUGGAGAUGUGAUGAAAGAUCAGGAACCUAUUGUAUUCCCUACAUCAAUUCCCAAAUGGGACUAUCAUGGACUUUGAAAAUUCAAUCAACUUGGAAGAAUGCUUCCAAAUUUCCUGGCAUGACAAACAAGCUGGGACUGAUAUCGCGGUCUUUGGUUGAUACUACUGGUGAAAAUAUUAGAAAUACGCCUUUUAAUUUGCUGGGUGAUGCAUUCGGUCAAAUCAACAUACAAGAUGAUCAAAUUAAAUGCUGA